Messenger RNA from Cladophialophora bantiana CBS 173.52, 1992 nucleotides. RefSeq lists its product as uncharacterized. The transcript has a single exon. The record is from RefSeq and is a predicted model, not a curated record. Lineage: Eukaryota; Fungi; Ascomycota; Eurotiomycetes; Chaetothyriales; Herpotrichiellaceae. Bases 1 to 1992 code for a protein of 663 amino acids.
AUGUGGCUUUACUCGGGCGCAUCCAAACGCUCCGCUAACUCCAAAUCCUCGUCAUCGCGUCACCGUGCGCAGGCUUCCUCGUCGACUCUCACUCCCACUCCCAUCGCUCGACGAACGUCCCCUAGUUCCGCCCUCGCCGAAGUUCUCAGAAAGAACCCCUUCCGAGCAGGCUCGAAGGAGUCCCUUCCCGCCGCAGACAAACAUGAAGAUGAAGAUCCCUCGGUGGCCUUGAACAAGGACCUGCUCGUCCUCGCCGAUUUCUUCCCGGAUGUCAAGGUUGAAGUCCUCCGUGAACUCCUUGGCCGGUUCGAUGGCGACAGUAGACUUCCGAUAGCCACGGAGCAACUCUACAAAUACAAAACAGAAUGGGCUAAGGGCCGAUUGAAUGUCCCGCCGAGAAGUCUGGACGAGCCACUCCCCCCAGACGAACUUUUCAGGACGAAAGAAUACAAAGAUGCGGUUCGGCGGACGGUCGGUCGCGAAUUCAGUGCACUGGGCAGGAGUGCCAUUGACGCUGUCCUUGCCGAAGUCAACUUCUCGUACACUGCUGCGAGGCCGACACUCCAAGAAUUGACGAGCAAGUCGUGGAAAGCGACGUUUGCAAACCUCCUCAAGAAGAAGAGAUCUCAGACCGAACCUCCGUCGGUCCUCUUGGAAAGGACAAAGGCGGAUCCAGGAGGGCCACGAUUGAUCACAACCGGGUCCUGUGAGCUUGACCGGGAGCUAUCAGGACUGUUCUCCUUCCCCGUGCAGUCGUCUCGAAGACCGAGAGACCAACAAGCUUCCGACCUGGAGCUCGCCCAAGCCCUCAAUCUAAAGGAAGCCGAAGAGGCGGGUGCUCUCUUUGAAUGCCAGGUCUGUUAUAACGAUGUGGCAUUUGAAGACGCCUCAUUCUGCACACACGCGAACCACGUCAUUUGUCUGGAGUGUGUGCGCCAUACUCUCCAUGAGACCCUUUUCGGACAAGGGUGGGCAAAAUCCGUCGACGUCGAGCACGGUACCUUGAAAUGUUUGGCUGCAGAUGAUUGUGACGGACACGUCCCUCAGGAUCUUCUCAAACGCGCCCUCCGCCGCUCCGACAAUAAGUCCAGCGGCGAAACCUGGAGAAAAUUCGAAGACCGCCUCGCCGAGCAUAGCCUGCAACACUCCGCUCUUCCUCUCGUCCGCUGCCCAUUCUGCUCUUACGCCGAAGUCGAACAAAUCUACGAUCCGGAGACUGUCACAUCUGCCAUAACGUGGCGAGUUCGCAAACCCACCACCGGCAUUCACACCAUUCUAUUCAUCCUCCUUCUUGAACUCCUCCCAACCACCAUUAUCUUCCUUUUGCCUUUCUUUCUCAUCUUCCCCCAUUACUUCGUCACACUCUUCUACACAUCGCUAGCACACCUCGCCGUGAAAACUCGCACUACGCGCUUCCAAUGUCGCAAUCCUUCUUGCAUGCGGAGGUCGUGCCUGAAAUGCCAAAAGGCGUGGCACGAUCCGCACGUCUGCCACGAACCAUUAAUACUUUCGCUCCGCACGACCGUCGAAGCCGCCCGCACUGCAGCAAUCAAGAGGACGUGUCCACGGUGUGGAACGUCGUUUGUGAAAUCAUCCGGCUGCAACAAACUCACCUGCGUCUGCGGGUAUAGCAUGUGCUAUCUCUGCCGCAAAAAUAUUGGCAAAGCCGGCUCCAACAUUGAAGGAGGGGAAGGCUAUCGACACUUUUGCGAACACUUUCGCCCUGUGCCCGGCCAGAAGUGUCAAGAGUGUGACAAAUGCGACUUGUACCGCGCAGAAGACGAAGAUUUCAUGGUCAGGAGGGCCGGCGAAGAGGCUGAGCGAUUGUGGAGAGAGAGGGAAGGUAUGGUCGGCGUCAAGGGUUUGGAGGACGCCGUGGGCAACGUGGCUGGGGAAGAUACCGUUUGGAAGAGGUUCAGGGAGGGGAGGUGGACGAUCCAGGGCCUGAUUGAUUGGAUUGUGGAGAGGGGAGUUGUUGUCGAGGUUGAAUAA